AUGCCCCGGAAUAAGCAAUCUGCCCAAGAUGUUAAGCCUCUCACUCCUGACACAUACACGACCCCUAUACCCGAAAUAUUUCAACAAGUCCAGGCAUCGACUGCCAAUCACAAUAAAAACUGUGUAGCUCUUGCCAAAUUGUUUAGCGGAUGUGCUGGGAUCUACGAGGAGGUUCAAUCACGAGGAGGAGGAAUCCGUUUGACUGGAGAAAAGGCCUUUCAACUUAUGUUCGCGAGGAUGGUCAACAGCGUCCUGCCUAUCAAGAAGGGCGUUUCCAACGCAGACAGAGUGAUUAGAUUUAUUGGGUCGUUUGUCAAAUAUAUUACCGACAAAGCCGCCCAACAGAAGGCCAAGGAAAACGAAGAGAACCCAGCUGAUAGCGACGAAGAGGAUGACGAUACCCCAGCCUCGCGUUUCGUCACUUAUCUGUUGAAAUACGUGCUUCAAGGUUUCGUAGCUAAAGACAAAAAUAUCAGAUACCGCUGUGUUCAUAUCACCGCCGAGAUGAUUUCCGGGUUAGGGGAAAUUGAUGAGGACAUUUAUGAGAGUUUAAGAAGUUCUUUGCUAGAUAGAGCGCAGGACAAAGAGACGUUCGUUCGUUUGCAAGCAGCUAUCGCACUGGCGAAGCUGGCUCGGGGCGAAGAUAUGCAAAGGGAGCAGCGAGAGGUGUAUUUGUCUGACGUUCUGAUUGACAUGAUACAAUAUGAUUCUGCUCCUGAAGUUCGCCGAGCGGCACUCCUAAAUUUUGCUCCUACUCAAAGGACACUAAAAACCAUACUCGCCCGAACACGAGACGUAGAUACCACUUUGAGGAAGCUUGUGUAUCAUCAUGUCUUAUCAAGCUUAAAACCCGAGGUCUUAUCAGUAGCACAGCGAGAAGAGGUAGUGAGCAACGGGCUUGGUGACCGUGAAGAAAGUGUGCGCGGUGCAGCUGCUCGAAUGAUUGGUACUUGGGUGGAUGCCAAGAAUGGAGAUCUGCUCGAGUUCCUAAAAUAUUUUGACCUACUGAAAAGUAAAGUCGCCGAAGAUGCAUUACUCUCGGUUUUCCUUGCCCGUCCUGAAAUUCAUGACUCUGUCCAGUUUGGAGAUGACUAUUGGAGCAAUUUGACACCUGAAAAAGCAUUCCUUGCACGAGUGUUUAUUGACCGUUGCGUUGCCGAAAAGGACAACGAAAGGUUGGAUAGGUCGCUCCCCGUGGUAACCAUGUUUGCGUUCCGUAUACAACAAGAGUACAACAAACUUUUGGAAGUGUUACGCCAGCUCGAGGUUCGCAAUAACAAAGACUCCGAGUCAAGUGAUGAAGAGGACGAAAAAAAGGAUGUACAAUUGGAGGAGCAGGCUAUCGACGGAGAGCUAAUACUUGGAGAACUUCUCGGUUUUGCUGUCAAUUUGGACUAUGGAGAUGAAACUGGAAGGAGAAGAAUGUUCCAGCUUAUAAGGGAUAUGUUGUCACAAGAGGCUUUGCCAGUCGGUUUAUUAAACCGGGGCCUGGAUGUCUUACUUAAGCUCUCUGAGAAUGAGCGUGAUAUGAUUCGGGUGGUCGUGGAGAUUGUUACUGAGCUACGGGACGUGCUGAUUAAGGAUGGUGAUGCUCAACUCGAGGGCGUACAAGCCGCCGACGAUCGCACAACCCAGUGGGGUGACGAAGAGCGGACCCAGUUGGGUACAAGGCCAACAGAGCCUGAACUCAGUGAAGAGGACCUCAUGCACAAACUUGCUAUUGAUUUGCGUUGUGUUACGCUAUGUGUUGGGAUGUUGGAGCGAGUGAAUUCGACCCUUCAAGAAAAUUCGGCGCUGCACGGAUUAGUGCCCGAAUUGAUUAUUCCUAGCAUCCAAAGCAAACACCCUCAAUUACGGGAGAAAGGACUCGUGUGUCUGGGCCUGUGUUGCUUGAUUGACAAGCGCAUGACUGCUGGUUCUUAUCAGCUUUUUGUCAACCAAGUUCAAACUGCAUCCACUGAGGUGAAGAAGAAGGUUCUGCCAAUCUUAUACGACUUGAUUAUGGUCCAUCAUGACGCCGAGUAUUUACGGGAGCCCCGAAUGAUUAACUUUUUAAUGCACCAGCUGGAAGACGAGGAGGAGGAAAUUCAAGCGAUUACUUGCGUCGGGUUUGCCAAACUGCUGUUGGCUGGAAUCGUAACGGAUGAUAAGGUACUACGCAGUUUGGUUGCAUCCUACUUGCAACCAGACACCGUGGACAAUCAGCCCCUUCGACAAUGCCUUAGCUACUUUCUGCCGGUUUAUUGCUACUCUUCAUCUAACAACCAGCGCACCAUGCAAAGAGUGUUUAUGGUCCUCUUCAAACUUCUCUGUGAAGUAUAUCAUGACAAGGACGAUUCUCAAGAGAUGAUUACUCCUGCCCAGCUAGGAGCACUCUUUUUGGAUUGGAUGGAUCCGUUGAAAGUUGUAGAAGUCUUGGGACAGAAGCAUGAUGACUCCGUACACGUAGAUGUAGGCUGCGACAUAAUCAGGGAGCUAUUUGAGAAGAACAUGGAAAAGGAAGUACGCAAAGUGCUGGUUCAGUUACUCGGGAAGCUAUAUCUUCCAGACCAGCUCAGCGAUGCCAAGGUCCUUAGUCUUCACUUGUUGAUUAUGAAUCUCAAGCUCCGCCGACCAUUGAGAGAUGCACCCAAUCGUAAUGCAUUUACCAAAUUUGAAGCAUCUUUCAGGAAAAAAUACAGUGCUCAACUUACAGGCAUGAGCGAAGCGGACCACGCUGCGUUCCAAGAGUCGCAUAUCCAGGAGCUCCAAAGUUGGAUCGAUGAAAUCGAGGCCGACAGUGAUGCUGAAGAGUACGCGCACCCUGAUGCGACGCAGGAAGGAAAAAGAACCAGUCGGGCCAGGAGGGUCAAGUCCGAAGCAGCUUCCAGAGCCGAGUCUGUGCAUCAGGAAGAGGCAGCGGAGGGAUCUGCGGCCGACGAAGAAAAGCCCGAGGUUACAGCAGAAGAGCCGUAUGAUGGCGAGGAAGAGGAAGAGGAAGAAGGCGAAGAGGAAGAAGAAGAGGAUUGA
Molecule: messenger RNA, 3009 nt
Organism: Rhizoctonia solani
Lineage: Eukaryota; Fungi; Basidiomycota; Agaricomycetes; Cantharellales; Ceratobasidiaceae
Product: mitotic chromosome condensation-like protein
Exons: 15
Coding region: 1-3009 (1002 amino acids)
Biological process (GO): mitotic chromosome condensation
Cellular component (GO): condensin complex; condensed chromosome
Source: RefSeq, a predicted model, not a curated record